AUGUCUGACGAUGAGCAACACAACCAGGUUUUCGAGCAGGCAAACGCUGGGGCCUCCACGACCUUCCCCAUGCAAUGCUCUGCUCUCAGAAAGAACGGCCAUGUCGUGAUCAAGGGACGUCCUUGCAAGAUCGUCGAAAUGUCCACCUCUAAAACCGGAAAACAUGGUCACGCCAAGGUCCACCUCGUUGCGAUCGAUAUUUUCACCGCCAAGAAGAUGGAAGAUAUCAGUCCUUCUACCCAUAACAUGGAUGUCCCCCACGUCCGACGUAACGAAUACCAGUUGGUCAACAUCGACGAUGGUUUCCUCAACUUGAUGUCACAGGAUGGUGCUUCUAAGGACGAUGUUAAAGUUCCCGAAGGUGAACUCGGCGCUCAGAUUCAGGCCGAUUUCGAGGAGGGAAAGGAUUUGUUGGUCACCAUUGUCAGUGCUAUGGGUGAGGAGCAGGCCAUUUCUUUCAAGGAAGCUCCCAAGGGCAACUAA
Messenger RNA from Marasmius oreades (fairy-ring Marasmius), 483 nucleotides. It is a transcript of the gene ANB1, whose product is annotated as translation initiation factor eIF5A. Lineage: Eukaryota; Fungi; Basidiomycota; Agaricomycetes; Agaricales; Marasmiaceae. The record is from RefSeq and is a predicted model, not a curated record. Gene Ontology annotation, molecular function: RNA binding; translation elongation factor activity; ribosome binding. Gene Ontology annotation, biological process: positive regulation of translational elongation; positive regulation of translational termination. Bases 1 to 483 code for a protein of 160 amino acids. The transcript is spliced from 7 exons.